Messenger RNA from Haliotis rufescens (red abalone), 3103 nucleotides. RefSeq lists its product as uncharacterized. Gene Ontology annotation, molecular function: U1 snRNA binding; U2 snRNA binding. The record is from RefSeq and is a predicted model, not a curated record. The transcript has 7 exons. Bases 13 to 1638 code for a protein of 541 amino acids. Gene Ontology annotation, biological process: spliceosomal snRNP assembly. Lineage: Eukaryota; Metazoa; Mollusca; Gastropoda; Lepetellida; Haliotidae. Gene Ontology annotation, cellular component: Cajal body.
UACAGUUUCAAGAUGGCAGCCUCCACAGAAAGUUCGAUUCGUGUCAAACUUUUGUUUAAGCAUAUUGACAUAAACCCUUCAUGGUUUUGUGUUUAUGUAAAGGAAUCUUUAAAAGUGUCUGAUGUUGAGAAGAGAAUAAUUUCAAAGUUUGGACUCUGUGAAAAACACGUAGAGUUAUUCGUAUCUGGUUGCAGAUUGCCAUCAUGGGAGACCACUUGUGUCCUGAGAGAAAAUGACAUCGUGCACGUGUUUCUGCAAAAAGCUAAUGAACUCGAUGUAAACACCCAUGCUAACUGUCAACAGCUGAUGGAUGGAAACACUAAGAAGAAGAAGAAGGAGAAGAAGAAAAGAGAACAGCAAUGUGAUGAGUCACAAGCACCUUCUGAUAAUGAUAUCUGCAGCAUUGCAGAUGAUGAUAUUGAUGUUGACACCAACACAAUGCCUUGUCAGAGUUUGCAGAAGAGGAAGCAGGAGAUUCUUGAAGUCCUGGAUGAUGCAAUAGCAUAUGCGAAUGAAUGUGAUAGGGUCAAUGAAGGAAAAGAAGAAUCACAUUUGGUGUUAACUUACAAGAAAGCUCACAUUACAGAUACAAUAGAUGGAGAGGAAAAGAUGGAGUUGGCAGAUUUAACAUCAACUGAGGAACCAACACGCAAAAGAAAAAGGAAGAGGAAAAGGAAAAACAAAGCAAAUGAAUUUCAUGUUGACCAGAGCAUUGAGAAUGGUUCUGUAUCUUUGGAAGCAUCAACUGCAAACCCUCUUCCUUUUUAUGAAGAAAUCAAUAUGACUUUGCCACAUUAUAAACAGCCCAACAACAAACACAUUACAUUUUCAGGAGAUAACCUACCCAGUGACACUCCUCAAGAUUGUUUGGCUUCAAUGCAAGAUCAUGAUAACUUAAAUUUCCCUCAACCACAGUUUGCUCUUACUCAUAAUCAGCCAGUACCAGUCUGCUAUCAUACUGAGGAAACAAUGUAUCCCACAGAAAACCACCACCUGGAAGAAGGGACAAGAAUAUAUGAAAACAAAUUAUACCCCAAAGUCAAAGAAACGACAUUGAGUAAUGGUGUAACGGUAUUCACAAGACAGAAGAAGAUACCAGUUCCUCAUCUUAACAAACAAGUUCCAUUAAAAUCCAUUACUUUAGAGAAUGAUGCAAGUAGAAAGCUGGAAUCACCAAAACAUUGGAAAACAAUAGGUGGUACUGCCUCCAAGGUUACAGACUACAGUCAGUAUCCAGAUCUCGAAGCACCACCACACAGGAGUGACAACAUAGCUUUCAAGAUGGUUGAGUUAAAAAAAAACUGUCCAGAAAUAUCAUCUUAUAAGGAAGCUGAGGUCAUAUCAUAUGACCCAAUCACAACCAAGGUACAGCUACAGUUAUCAUCAGAAAAUCAGCACACCUGCAUGGGCAAAUUUCACACCAACUUGGAUGCAUCAAAGAGUGAAGAAACUAAUGCGGAUUGUAUAAACCACAGCAGUACUUGGACACCUCAAGGAUAUCAUUUCAUGUAUACCUGGGACACAUUCAUCAGUUUUGUCAAUGUCAUCCCCAAGGUCAUAUGUGGUAAACAAACUAUUUUCAACCAAACUCAAGAUGGAUUAACUGUAUGUUUAUCAAACUUCGUACUUCUUCCUUAGUGGUCUGCCCAGAGAAAAUGUUGGUGGUUCGAUUCCUGGCUGCCUCAUACCUAAAGAUGUUUAAAGAUGGUACUAAUUGGUAGUCAGUCAGCUGGUAUAUACUGUGUCACACACACAGAUAUGUCAAAUUCACUGGAAUGUCUGUGUUUGUAGUACAUGUUUGCAGGAGCUUAUUACCAUGUUUUCAACUAAAAAUAAUCAAGUAUGUGAUUAGCUGAAGUUGAGGUGCAUAUAUUUAACUCUAGCAAGAGGUUGCUUCAGGGGGUUGAUACGGACUAGUGGAUGCACCCUGAUAGCAGCAGAGUUUGGAAGCGUGGUCAUGUGCUCGUAUCAGGUCACCCGGAGCAGUGUUGUGACUCACUCUAUUGGAUAAAUUGCACAAAUUCGAACUUGAAGGGCAGCAAACUCUGAUUAGGUGACUUCCUCCUCUUUUUCACUCUGUUAGGGAUGUUGAAGAUAAGAAAGAAAAUAUACACAUACAGUGUUCUGCCAAGAAACCGAACAAGUGGGGACAGGGACCCCUUCAACAAAAAAACAGGGGCCUCACUCAGAGAUUUAUAAAAAAAACCUUAAAAAAUCUUAUAUGCAGGUUAUUAAUGCAGAAUCCCCAUUCACAGGAGAUGCUUGUGAUACAUAAAACGUUUCCCAUGACUUCUUUCUCAGAUUUAAGGUUAUGUACUGCUGCAACAAUGCCUGAUGUCAUAUAUGUAGUCUCAAUUAACAGCUUGUUUCUGAUCAUUGUUAGCAUGUCUUUUCAAGGUACUCAUUCCAAAAUAAUAAUUUAGCUUUAACAUUGAAUUUGACUUCACAUAAUUUAUGCAAAGCUGACAUGUCAUAGUAUUUCUUUCUGAGUUAUGCUGUAACCAUGUGCAGGUCUGAAGCCAGGUUCAUUGAACUAACAUCGCUAACUUAACCUGUGGUUUGCGAUUCAGCGAUCAUUCAAAGGAGAAACAUCUUUGUCAUUAUCAGAAGACGGUUUAAGCUGUGUUGACGACAAAAAAAUAUUUAAGAUUGACCUAUCCAUGAAAAACUGUCUGCUCUUGGAUUUUGCUGUUCGUUCAGGGUUUAUUAGUUAUGGCAAAGAACCAUUGAAAAUGUUCCAUAUGACAGCUAUGUUUGCACCAAUGUGUAACCUUGAUUCUGAUUGGACCUUUUGCAACUUUCAGCCAAUGAUAGGUGUAGACCACAAAAUGAGACACGAAAAAGAGGAAGUUUACAUUCAAUAAUAGAAACAGCUGUGUGAGUGAUGGAAAAUAUUUUUUGAGACAAUCAGUGGCCCCCAUAAUUCAUCACUUACUCAUCCUAUUGGUUUGUCUUAGGUUCCUGUAAAACUGUCAGUGAGUAUUCCAUAUAUUAUAUACUCACAUGCAAAAGAAACACAAGUCGAGUAUGCUGUAUACAUAUUAUUUAUUUUCAACAGUAAAGACAAGAAAUACUAAUAGGGCAAGAUUGACAAAAAUUUGAC